Carassius auratus (goldfish) is the source of this 3568-nucleotide messenger RNA. Its product is annotated as regulator of G-protein signaling 7-binding protein B-like. The record is from RefSeq and is a predicted model, not a curated record. Bases 2055 to 2807 code for a protein of 250 amino acids. The transcript is spliced from 8 exons. Lineage: Eukaryota; Metazoa; Chordata; Actinopteri; Cypriniformes; Cyprinidae.
CAUUUUUGCAAGUGUUGAUCAGGUAAUGUUACAGAAUUUUUAUUUUUAAUUUCUUUAUUUGUAAUUUUUUUUUAUGAACGCAAUUUGGGCUGGUGACAUCUGGAAGUGAUAUAUUCUGAUUAAACGUGCAUUUCUUUGCAGGCCAAUUGGACAGUGGGGAAAUUAAACUGUCAGUACCGUGGAGCUCGCUUAGGAGGCUUUAAUUUUGUAAAUUGCUCCAAAUGCUCCAGUGGACAUGAUAUGACUGUGCGUCUCAGUAAGUCGUGUUGACCAGGAUUUAAAACCUCCGGUUCAUUUGACAAGACUAGGAAGGACUAGAGAACAACCUGUGAGGAAGGAGAAUGAGGUGGAGUCUCUCCCUCAGACAAUAAGCUUAUCCUCAUCUCCUUCCUCAGCCCUCAACUUCUCCUGUACUGUGUCCCAUGUAGCCUCUCUCGAAACUGAACUUGAGGUUGAGUCAAGUGAAGAACCACAGAUUCUUGAGAUUGUUGGGAGAGGAGCAGAUGUUUCUUUACCUUAUGAAUUGCCACCACAGCUGUUUGAUUAUCUGGAGACCUUAGAGGAAUGGCAAGUGCAUUCCGCUUCCCAGAGCAGAGCCUCUCUGGACAGAGAUGUGAAUCCAGAGGAGGUCAGAUUUAGAGUGAUGGAAGAGCCAUCAAUAAACAUCUCACCCGACCUAGAACCAAAGCUUUCCAAAAGAGUGAAGAACCGCCUGAAAAGUCUAAGAAGGAAGUAGAGGAAGAAGGAACGUUGGAUGCAAAGACAGCAGGAGGAAAAAUAUCUGGCUAUGACAUGGGACCUAACGGGCAGCGAUGAUGAAGAGAGGAAGGGAUACACAUGUGCUGUGUGUUUAGACGUAUAUUACAGCCCUUACAAGUGCCAUCCUUGCAGUCAUGUGUUCUGUGAGCCCUGUUUGAGAACUCUGGCUAAGAACAGGCCAAAUAAUACCCUCUGUCCACUCUGUAGGACCCUCAUAUCCCAUGUGCUCUUUUAUGUCCAAAGCGUUUCCACAUCUUUUGGGGAUUUCAGAGACACGGAGGACCUGCCAGUUGCUGGCAAUUUCCCCACAGAGCAUUUGGCCUGGAUGCAUUGGAUCUGGGGGACAUGUGGGGCUGGCCAUUUGACAUUGACUUUGUUAUCAUCUCCAUCUACUCUCUGCACUGGGUGAUGGCGUUCCUCAUCUUUUGUGGCCUCUUUUUGCUACUUCCUCCUCCUCUGAUGUAUUAAAUCUCACUUUGCUGUGCUGGACAAAAUGUUGUUGACAGGACAUCUCAUCAAGUGCCUCAUACUUUUAUUUCAAUGUUGCCUUAAAAUAUGAUGAAAUAUUAAAAUGCUUUUCUUCCUGUGGGAAUCAUUUGUGUGUUUUAGGUCUCACAGGGUUUGUGCAAUACAUAGCUAUCACGUUAAGCAAUUACCUAAAUAUCAUAUGUCUAUUUGACCUGUAAACGGUAUAAUGCAGUAGAAAAUAAAAAAAGCAAUAAUUCAGGGUAUAAAGCUUUGUUCGUCUGUACACUUGAAAAAGCUGACUCUUUUGCAUUUGCUAUUGGAGCGUUUAGAUGCUUUAAAAACAUUAUUUUGGGGGGUAUUUUGUGUGACAACCUAACUACGUAUUGUUUUCUAAUUAGUGUCUUUAAAGGUGUUUUAACAGUUUCAAAAAGGGGUUUGGACUUAGCCUACUGCAGUUCUUUGUCCAACAUUACCAAAAUAUCAAGCAGUGAUAGAAUGUUUGAGACGGCGCUUACAAAUAAAAUCAUGACUAUUUAUUUUUCCUCACACAAAGCAAUUGUGUUUCUUCGACGAACAUGUCGUUUCAUGGAUCUUAAAGCCCGCAGCUGUGGUGUUCCAGCGGCGCUCGGCCCUCGACAGGGGUGAAGGUGACUCGCCUGUUGGUGCGGGAGAUGCAGAGGAAGCAUCGCGACGCUCGCUCGGCUCCGUCACAUCACUCUAAUCAUCGAAACAAUCGGCAUCCAAGGCUCGACCUCUCCUUCUCAUCGAGGACAGACGGAUUAAAGACAUUUUCUUAUUGAGGAGGUUUUAUUCGUGGAUGCGUAUGCAUGUGUUCUGCACCGAACGGGCGAAAGAACCGCCCCAGAUCUGCAGCCAACAUUUUUCAAAUCGGCAAGACUUCGGUGAGGGAUCCGGAACGCCGAGAGAGCACCGAGAGCACGCGGAAAGCUCAGCGGGCGAUGGAUGACUGUAGAACGACCGUUCAGGAGUUCAACACUCUUGUGGCUCUCCAUCGUGAGCAGGUCAUCUCCAUAGGUGAGAAUACAAUCGACUGUCCUUCUUUAAGGGCUCAGAUGCACAAGACUCGAAUUAAAGGAUGCGCCGUAGCCCAGGCUGCCUAUCAAAACCUCAUCGCAAUCUCUGGGCCAGAGGAUGGCGAAAUCCACCCAGAAAUAUGCCGAUUGUUCAUCCAGCUUCAGUGCUGCCUGGAGAUGUACAUUACAGAGAUGCUCAAGUCUAUGUGUCUGUUGGGUGUUCUGCAGCUCCAUAGGAAAGGAAAUGAUGUGUGUCCAGAGCCAAACAUGGACUGCAAGAUCGACGAAAGCUCUGAUGUGCCGAUGCUGGAUGAUCGAUCAUCGUCACCUGUGGAUUUCCCACAGGAUUCCUGGGUCGUGUGCACAGACAUUGAGAAUAUAGAGCGUGAUAUGCGAGAAAUGAGAAACCUUCUAAGCAAACUCAGGGAGACAAUGCCUUUGCCACUGAAAAAUCAAGAUGACAGCAGUCUGCUAAAUCUGACUCCUUAUCCACUGGUGAGGCAGAGGAAGAGGCGAUGCAGGCUUUGUUGCCUUGUGUCUGGCUGAACCUUCAAUACGCUCAAGUCUUCUUUUCUGAUCAUUGAUCAAUUCACGCUUCACUCAUCUCCUUCGUGUCUCUGGAACUGUUUUGCUAAUGUAACUUGUCCCUGGACAGUGUCAGACUACUUAAUCCCUUGUUGGAGGACAGAAUCCAGACUCAAAACCCCAUCUAUUUAGAUUUAAGCAAAAUGAAUUGUCUAUUUUUAGUUUCCAAGUGGUUCAUACUUUUUCGUGUGCUGUGAAAUCAUAUGAUUGCACCAAAAAAGCAAAAGAAUGAAGUAAAAUGACAUUUGUCUCUGAUUUUUCUUUAUCAUAAUCAUGGAGUUUGUUGUCAGUGAAAGGACACAUUUAGUAAUAGGAUUGCUGUAUUUCAUCUUCUUGCUUCUUGCUUUUCUUUUAUAUAAAUGUAGUCACUGUGCAAUGCUUUUAAUUUAGUCUUCCAUAAAGAGGAAAUGUUGUAAAAAUUAUAUUAGUCAUUUUAAGGGCACAAGAGCGCUCUGCACUAAAGCCAUUGUAUUUCAUUCUAAGCUUGAAACAAAUAAAACACAAUAAAAUUCACUAUGUAUAUAAUACAAAAACAAUUGUAAAUAAAACAUUGUAUUUAUUAUAAUUGAUUUUAAAGAUGUAUUUUUCAUUUAUCCAUUCAAGACAGGUUUGUGUGAAUGCAUAUCUCAGUUAAAUGAGAGUUUGCAGCAUGAUUUUUGCUCCUCAUGUUGGGUGUCUAGAAAGUAUGCAUAGUUACAGCUGAUAUAAGCUAUAUGUCAUUU